Oncorhynchus keta (chum salmon) is the source of this 3790-nucleotide messenger RNA. Its product is annotated as phosphatidylinositol 4-phosphate 5-kinase type-1 alpha-like. Gene Ontology annotation, molecular function: phosphatidylinositol kinase activity. Gene Ontology annotation, biological process: phosphatidylinositol metabolic process. Bases 650 to 2401 code for a protein of 583 amino acids. The record is from RefSeq and is a predicted model, not a curated record. The transcript is spliced from 17 exons. Lineage: Eukaryota; Metazoa; Chordata; Actinopteri; Salmoniformes; Salmonidae.
UAAAAAGGGAUUAUUUUUUUGGUGCCAUUAAGGCUAAAUUGAAUUCUAAACGUCACCCCGGUCAAAACGGGCUCUGCGAUGGGCCUGCGCUGGUGUUCCAGUUUAGCCAACGUUCUUUUGCAAUUUUCAGCCUUGGGUGAAUUUCGACUUGUUCUAUUGUCCAGCCUACCCCUGCACUUUUAAGACAGCCCCAUAGCCGCAAGUGCAUAAUAUUCCCCCAUUGAAAGCCAACGUAAAGUCACUUUUUGAAAACGGAGAAAAUAAAGGUUAUACCUUGCGCUCUACCAUCGGAAUUAAGAUAUCUCUAGGACCUUCAGUUGAAGAUGUAUUGACGAGCAAGCUCCGAAUAUCUAACCACUAUCCAAACUGGAAACAAACCUACUGCGGUGAAUCUCGGCUGACAUUAUCUGGAAAACUACGCUAGGUUAGCGUAGCUGUUUGAAAAUGAUACCAACAAAGCUGAGUAAGAAGGACCCAACCCCUCAGCUCAUCCCAGCAAAACAAGUUUAUUUGGCUUGACGACCCUGGAUCAGAGCUGUGUUGAAACGCACCAGAACAAUCGCUUCGAUGAAAAUAACGUUAACGCAAGGUAUUGCGUUUUAGUCAGCUAGCUUGUUGAAGCUUAGCAAGAAAAGUGCACGUUUCAGAAAUGGCCACAGCCGGAACAGUUAAUUCAGGUCCAGCGAGUUCCACUGUAGGCUCAACUGAGACUCAGAAGAUAGCUUCUUUAGAGGUUCUAGGGUCCUCAGGCUCGUCUCAAACUAUAAAGAAGACUAUUGGCCACCGUGGGCUUGACCCCACUGGGGAGACCACCUACAAGAAGACUACCUCGUCUGCCCUGAAAGGUGCCAUCCAGUUGGGCAUCACACACACAGUGGGCAGCCUGAGCCAAAAACCUGAGAGAGAUGUACUCAUGCAGGACUUUGAAGUGGUGGAGAGCAUCUUUUUCCCCAGUGAGGGCAGUAACCUGACCCCAGCCCACCACUACAGUGACUUCAGGUUCAAGACCUACGCUCCCAUCGCCUUCCGCUACUUCAGGGAGAUGUUUGGUAUCCGACCAGACGAUUACCUGUACUCGUUGUGUAACGAGGAACUGAUUGAGCUGUCCAACUCUGGAGCCAGCGGAUCUCUGUUCUACGUCUCAAGCGAUGACGAGUUCAUCAUUAAGACUGUGCAGCACAAAGAGGCUGAGUUCUUACAGAAACUAUUGCCUGGCUACUUCAUGAACCUGAACCAGAACAAGCGAACCUUGCUGCCAAAGUUCUACGGUCUCUACUGCAUCCAGGCAGGGGGAAAGAACAUCCGCAUUGUUGUCAUGAACAACCUGCUCCCGCGCGCCGUGCGCAUGCACCUCAAGUACGACAUGAAGGGCUCCACCUAUAAGAGACGAGCCUCAGCCAAGGAACGAGAAAGGGCUGUGCCCACGUUCAAGGAUCUGGACUUCAUCCAGGACCUUCCCGAUGGUCUUCUGUUGGAACCAGACAAUUACAACGCCCUCAGCAAGACCAUCCAGAGAGACUGCCUGCUGCUACAGAGCUUUAAGAUCAUGGACUACAGCAUGCUGGUGGGGAUCCACAACCUGGAGCAGGCGGCCCGGGAGCGGGCUGGAGAGGUGGCCGACCAGAGGCCCCCACCGUCUCAGGGCCAAAAGUCCCUCUACUGCACUGCCAUAGAGGCCAUCCAAGGAGAGGCGCACGGCAAGGGAGCAGUGGACACUGAGGACAACAUGGGAGGUAUUCCAGCAUGCAAUUCCAAGGGCAAGAGGAUGCUGGUGUACAUUGGUAUAAUUGACAUUCUGCAGUCCUACAGGUUUGUGAAGAAGAUCGAGCACUCCUGGAAAGCUCUGGUCCAUGAUGGGGAUACAGUGUCCGUGCACAGACCAGGUUUCUACGCUGACCGCUUUCAGAAAUUCAUGUGCAACACAGUCUUCAAGAAGAUUCCAUUGAAGACAUCCCCAUCAAAGAAGACCCGAGUGGGGACCCAGGGAGGCUUACGGAGGGCCAACACUGCAAGCUCCAGACCCUUUCCAUUCCCCCAGCCCAGCAGUAGCAGCAGCCUAGGAGUCCCACACUCCCAAAGUACAGAGACUGAGGGAGUCAGCGUGGUGCAGUCAGGAUGCCCUGACAUACCACCAAAUACACCCAUACAUGAUGUUGUCACCAGUAACUCUGUUGAAACAACCCUCUUCAAUUCCUUGUUGGGACGCUCGAAGCUCGCUACCACAGCUCCCUCCGUCAGAUCUGUGGGAGAGGAGGUCCAUGAGGCAGCCAGUACAGAGGACGCUAGCACCCCCAAAAGUUUUGAAGCAGUGACCUCAGUGUCGUCAGUUGAUGAGUGCAUCGGUGGAUGUGACGUCAUCUCACUCAGUGACAUAGUUCCUCAGACAAGCAGUUGUUAUUGAACAAUUUACUGUGAAAGACUGAAAUGGACUGUAAUGUGAGGACAAUUAGGUCAAAGCAAGUCAAUGGAUGGGAUGAGUGUAAGAUGAAAAACUUUUUGAAGGCCUUAUGAAAGAGAAACAAUGGAAGGAUAAUGUGAUAAUGCGACAGAGGUAAAGGAGGGAAACAGAAAAGAAAGACUAAGGACUACAUUUGGAAUGCUACACACUCCAGAUGCUAUUAUGGGGACCAUACAUCCAAAUUCCAUUGAUGGGAUCCUUCUUGUUUGAUCUUUCCAAACCCUGCACGGGAUUAGGUAGUACUGUGUCACAGUGCAUGGGUGCCUUUUUCUAUUAGACCACAGUUGGUGGUGUAUUAGACAAGUACAUCUAAGUUGUAGUUGUUGUGCAUUGCAUCUCCGAACGGGUGCCUCUGUCAGGACCUGCACAUCUCUGAAACUAAGAGACUCCUAGUAUUGUUAUAGUCGAGGCAAUGGUAGACAUGCUACAUUAAUAAGUUGCCUUAUGUGAGAAGAGGCUAAACAAGCCUUCACAAAAGUGACCAAAAGGCGCCAAGACUGUUUCUCCCUUUUGUGACUCAUUCAUCCUGCCUGUGAAUUGGAUUGCUGGAGAUCUUCCAUAUUGAGCUUUCCUGUACUAUACUAUCAUUACAUUAUAUUGGUAUAUAUUAUUUUAUUCCAAACUGUGGCACUAUGACAGAAUGCCACUAUUGGUGUUCAGAAGUACUGUUUGAAGAAUUUUUAAUUAAAAAAAAAAAAUCCCUAUGACAUAUUUAGAUGUUUGCCCUUGCUCCACAAGCUCACUCUGAAUGUUACACACCCUGUAUGCUGGAAUGGCUAGAAUGUACAGUGUUUGGUAAACCCAUUAAGAAAGCAAUUUAGGGCAUGAAGCAAGCAGGGCCUAUAGUUUCUGGUGUGUAAAGAUGGGUCUUAGCUAGCGCUUCGUGGCAUGAGACAGUUGGGCUUAUAGAACAACAUUUUACUAUGGAAAAGCACAUAUACAAGGAUCAACAAAUAGUUUCUCAACAGGAUUAUUUUUAGGGUAUGAAAGAAUACUUCUAAUGUUCCCCUAUACAUUUUUAUAACUCAUUCCACAACCAGAAUCAAUAUAGAAUGAUUUUACACCGUUAUAAUUCCUAUGUAUAAUCCCUACCUUUUCUAUAACAGGAAGCAGCCACAGCACUUCUAGGUGAUGGUAGGUGAUACUUGAGGGUUCAGGUGUGGAAUGUUGUCCCCUUUUGAUGUUUCCAUUGAUCCCCCAAUGACGAAGGUGUUAUUUAAAACAAUGACAGGUUCAGCCAUAGAGGUACACUGAACACUAAUAUAAAUGUGACAUGUAAAGUGUUGGUUCCAUGUUUCAUGAGCUGAAAUAAAAGAUAAUCUAUCCACCUGA